This is a messenger RNA of Guillardia theta CCMP2712, 777 nucleotides long. RefSeq lists its product as hypothetical. Lineage: Eukaryota; Cryptophyceae; Pyrenomonadales; Geminigeraceae. The coding region runs from base 1 to 777 and encodes 258 amino acids. The record is from RefSeq and is a predicted model, not a curated record. The transcript is spliced from 2 exons.
AUGAACAAGAACACUAGCAGCCUUCAGGACAAUCCGACGCAUCUUAUAUAUACACGAAAGAAAAGAGGAGAGACAACAUCAUAUGCGAAAGCAAACCAAGCUAUAAACCUCAACGCCUCUUCCAUCACAAGCCUCUUCCACCUCCGUCAGACUGAGGCAGCUAAGCACCUGGGCAUCUCUCUUACCGCCAUGAAGAACGCCUGCAGAUCUCUCGGCAUCAACAAGUGGCCUUACUCCCGUAACAGGGAUCGACCUGCCUCCCUCUCCUCUCCUCCUUCGGCCUCGCCCCAGUCAGGCUCAGCUCCGUGCUCGCCCUUGCCUGACGGGGCAGGAAGCGUUUCCGCCCUCAUCCCCCCGAGCGAGCAUGCCCCGCCCUCCACGCUAGGCCAGCUUGGCGUGCAGUGCCGGGUCACCAGCCUGCCUCCUCCUCCGCCGUCCUUGGCUGCCGCCGCCGCAUGCCCCCCGCCGCAUGCCCUGUACCAAGCCUCUGCAGAGCUGGGCUGCAGCUACUCGCCUUGGCUCGCUCCCCCUGUGCAAGGCGUGCCGGUGGAGGAACAGACGGCAGUCACAACCGUGGCGCUUACGACGACCCUCAACGUGAGCAUGGGAGCACCAGAGCUGACGCCAAGACACCGAUGCGAGGGCCAGCACAUGGGCGAGCACCAUGACGGGGAGGAAGACUUGGGGAACGCUUGUGGGGGUGCGAGGGACGAGGGCUGGAGCAAGUCUUGGCUAGACUGGUACAUCAAUGUACCAAUGGAGACAGACGAAGUGUAG